Molecule: messenger RNA, 1172 nt
Organism: Ochotona curzoniae (black-lipped pika)
Lineage: Eukaryota; Metazoa; Chordata; Mammalia; Lagomorpha; Ochotonidae
Product: partitioning defective 6 homolog alpha
Exons: 3
Coding region: 1-1044 (347 amino acids)
Biological process (GO): centrosome cycle; regulation of cellular localization; establishment or maintenance of cell polarity
Cellular component (GO): nucleus; apical plasma membrane; cell cortex
Molecular function (GO): protein kinase C binding
Source: RefSeq, a predicted model, not a curated record
AUGGCCAGGCCGCAGAGGACCCCGGCGCGCAGCCCCGACAGCAUCGUCGAGGUGAAGAGCAAAUUUGACGCCGAGUUCCGACGCUUCGCAUUGCCCCGGGCUUCCGUGAGCUGCUUCCAAGAGUUCUCCCGGCUGCUGCGUAUGGUGCACCAGAUUCCGGGUCUGGACGUACUGCUCGGCUACACGGAUGCCCACGGUGAUCUACUACCCCUCACCAACGAUGACAGCCUGCACCGGGCCCUGGCCAGUGGGCCGCCGCCGCUGCGCCUACUGGUGCAGAAGCGGGCAGAAGCCGACUCCAGUGGCUUAGCUUUUGCCUCCAACUCCCUGCAGCGGCGCAAGAAAGGGCUGCUACUGCGGCCGGCGACAUCCCUGCGCGCCCGGCCCCCCUUGCUCAUCAGCCUCCCCCAGGACUUCCGCCAGAUUUCCUCAGUCAUCGACGUGGAUCUCCUGCCCGAGACCCACCGGCGGGUGCGGCUGCACAAGCACGGCUCCGACCGGCCCCUUGGCUUCUACAUCAGAGAUGGUGUGAGCGUCCGGGUGGCCCCGCAGGGCCUGGAGCGGGUCCCCGGUAUCUUCAUCUCGCGCUUGGUCCGCGGGGGCCUGGCCGAGAGUACGGGGCUGCUGGCUGUCAGUGAUGAGAUCCUUGAGGUCAAUGGCAUCGAGGUGGCUGGGAAGACCUUGGACCAAGUGACGGACAUGAUGGUCGCCAACAGCCACAACCUCGUGGUCACUGUCAAACCCGCCAACCAGCGCAACAACGUGGUGCGGGGAGUGUCAAAGCGCCCAGUGGGGCCCUCCUCCUCCGUGGGGCCUGGGCCUGCUGAGCCAGACAGUGAUGAUGACAGCAAUGACCUGGUCAUUGAGAACCGCCAGCCUCCCUGUUCCAAUGGGCUGACUCGGGGGCCUGCGGGCUGGGACCUGCAUGCCAGCUGCCUACUUCCUGGUGCCCACAGCUCUUUGCCCUCCCUAGAUGGCCAGCAGCAGGCUGGCUUGGGCUGGGGAAGUCGCAUGCGCGGAGAUGGGAGCGGCUUCAGCCUGUGACAGGCCAAUGGUGCCAUCUCUUGGCUGGCACAGCUUUUGGGACUGGGCAGGGACUUCCCAUCCACCAGGGUGUUUGGUUUGCUCACAGUGAUCCCUUGGCCUAGGGGACAUUAAAAAUUUUCUACAGA